Messenger RNA from Cydia splendana, 1765 nucleotides. It is a transcript of the gene bcn92, whose product is annotated as LYR motif-containing protein 4. The transcript has 3 exons. Lineage: Eukaryota; Metazoa; Arthropoda; Insecta; Lepidoptera; Tortricidae. Gene Ontology annotation, cellular component: mitochondrion; L-cysteine desulfurase complex. The coding region runs from base 92 to 358 and encodes 88 amino acids. Gene Ontology annotation, biological process: iron-sulfur cluster assembly. The record is from RefSeq and is a predicted model, not a curated record.
ACAUAUUGACUUUAUUUACAUUUUCAUUCAUUUAUUUUUCGGUUUGUCUUGAUAAGUGAUAAUUAUCAAUAAAUUCUUGUGCAAACAUAGAAUGGCCACAAGUGUUACAAAAAUGCAAGUCCUAUCGAUCUACAAAAAUCUGUUGCGGGAGUCGCAAAAAUUCGCAAACUAUAACUUCAGAUCGUACGCGCUACGCAGAGUCAGAGAUGCCUUUAAAGCCAAUAAGACAUUGUCAGACCCCAAGCAGAUCCAGAAAGAAUACCAAUUUGCUAAGGAAAACCUUGCUAUCAUCAGACGCCAAGCAGCAAUCGGAGACAUGUACCAGACAGAGAAACUAGUUAUCGAGAAUGUGCGGUAGAACAACUUGUAAGACAAGUUACGUUAUUCACUCAAGUUAUAUCAACAGAGAAAAUAGUUAGGCUGCCUUACCACUGAGGCAGAGAUGAGAGGAUGAGAGAUAUGCAGGAAUCAACCAACAACAAUUCAUUACAAUUACAAUACUAUUGAAAUUACAAUAGCAUAGAUUGUAAUUCAGCGGAGCAGAAAAAAAAUUGGAUUACAACAAAUACUAUUGGUUUAUUCCUGCACAUGUCCUCUCAUCUUCGCUCAUCAGUGACUGAACUAUGCUAACUCUGCACCAACUUUGACGUGACAAAGUGGGGAGGUGCCAUAAUUAAACUGACACUAUUAUACUUUUUUCAGUCUGUGACUCUGUGCAGAGUUAGCCUGGUCCUUGGUGGUAAAUCUAUUAAGAAUAUUCAGUAAAAUCACAAGUUGUAAGACACUUUAGUCAAGAUAAGUUAUAUUGGACAUAAAAUUGAAUCAAAAGGUAUAUUGGGGUAAUUACAAAAAUGGAGUAAUUUUUAAAAUCAUAAAUAUGGACUAAGUGAGCUGUAGACCUCAGGAGCACAACUUAAAACUGAUUAAACCUACGACUCCGCCAUUUUGAAAAAAAAAACCAAAAUCUGAAUUAACUAAACCUGCUCAUAAAAUUUCUCUUGAUUCGGUUGAGAAUUACGACCUGUAUGACGUAUGAUCUGUACACUUUUUUUUGUUGGACAGAAUUAAGUACUUCUUCGAAUGACAAUUAAGAUAUUUCUACCUCAUGUACCCUUAUUCCUGAAGUCAAUAAUAAGUCUCCAAGUCUAACAAGUAGAAUAAUAUACUUUUCACAGCACCUAUUCGGAAAAGGGCUUUUUCUUCCCCGCUAGGACGGAUCUAAGUGGCACUUUUCCUCCCGGCUAGGCGGGAUCAAAGUAGCACUUUUCUGUUCUAGCCCACUAUUUUUACAUUUUUAUGCACAUUAUUUUUUUAGCUUAAAUAAUCUGUUUAAGCAUCAGAUUGUGUCAACACUAAGAUUUUUUUAUUUUCCUCAUAGUUGAUGUGAAAAGCAGUAUGUGUCACACGGUAUCAAAAUUAUUUAUCCUUGGGCGUUAACACUUGAAUCCCUCAUUACGCUCAGGAUUCUACUUUAGAAUCCCUCACUACGUUCGGGAACUCCUCACUACGUUCAAUGUACGCCCUUGACGGAAAUAUAUCAUUUUGAUCCCUUGUAACACAAACUACUAUUAAUAACCUAACAUAAUAGCGGCUGAACAUCAUGAAAAUCCAUUGUGAUAGCAUACGCAGUGCAAGUGUUACUAAACGUCUAACUUCUAUGUAAUUAUGACGUAUAAAUAACACUUGCACUGCGUAUGCUUUCACAAUCGUUGCAGACUUUUCUUGGUCUAACUCUAACUUGAUUUUAGUUUUCUUUAAAUAAAAA